Molecule: messenger RNA, 455 nt
Organism: Diatraea saccharalis (sugarcane borer)
Lineage: Eukaryota; Metazoa; Arthropoda; Insecta; Lepidoptera; Crambidae
Source: the annotation of a GenBank genome assembly
CUUUUUGUCAAUUGUCAAAAGACGAGGACAUUGUUUCAGCCAUGGGUCGUGUCAGGACAAAAACCGUCAAGAAAGCGGCAAAAAUCAUUAUUGAGAAAUACUAUACAAGGCUAACUCUUGAUUUUGAUACCAACAAGAGAAUAUGUGAGGAAAUUGCAAUUAUUCCAACCAAACCACUACGAAACAAAAUUGCUGGAUUUGCCACUCAUUUGAUGAGACGUCUCCGGCACUCUCAAGUGCGUGGAAUUUCCAUAAAACUGCAGGAGGAGGAACGUGAGCGACGUGAUAACUAUGUCCCAGAAGUAUCUGCUCUUGAACAUGAUAUCAUUGAAGUUGACCCAGACACUAAGGACAUGUUGAAAAUGCUUGACUUCAAUAACAUCAAUGGCCUGCAGUUGACACAGCCUGCCACUCAAGGUGGAUAUGGUGGCAGACGUAAUUAAUAAACGUUAAGU